Molecule: messenger RNA, 2145 nt
Organism: Python bivittatus (Burmese python)
Lineage: Eukaryota; Metazoa; Chordata; Lepidosauria; Squamata; Pythonidae
Source: RefSeq, a predicted model, not a curated record
AUGAAAGAGGUGAUUGAAAUGUCCUUGGGAGAGCUUUCAAGUUCCUACUCAAGGCAAGUCAGGAUGCACAGCCAGCUGGAGGGAGAGAAAAGGGGAGCCCUCCGCUCUGCUCUGCUCACGCAGGGAGCCAAAGGCAUCGUGACUCCACCCGUCCCAGCAGUCUCACCCAUCCCACUCUCUGUGACAUACAAAAGGGAAUGUUUGACACUGAAGGGGAAGCAGCAUGGGGAAGGAGCUCCACAAGGGGUCCCAAGAAUUCUGCAGGCAAGAUGUAAGUCAAUUCCUUUACUCUUUGGGGGGGGGGGAGUGUUGGUGUGCGUGCCCCCAAAAAGCAAUUGUUUGGUCUUUCUGCAAGCGUGUGCCCCACAUUGUGUGACUUGCCUUCCACUUGUCUUUCUUACUGAUCUCCCUCCCCCUUCUGUUUACCAGGCAGAUGCUUCUCUUGCCAAGAAGGGGUUCAACAAAAGACUCCAGAUUUGGGGGGUGUUAAUCUUCAUUCUGCUCCUCUCCCUCACCUUGACAAUUCUGGGAGUCUCCUAUUUUUGGAAACCUGCUCCAAAAAAGAUUUAUGAAUUGGAGCAUAUUUUUCUCAGCAACAUGGAAAAACAGAAGAUAUUACUGAAGAUAGAUCCCCUCACCUGGACAGAGACCUUUCAGACUGGAAAGGGUAGUGAGGAAAUCCUCGAAAUACAUGAUUUUAAGAACGGUAUAACUGUCCUCUUUUUCAUGGGUGAUCCCAAAUGCUUUAUCCAAAACCAGAUUAAAGGGAUACCAGAAACCUCUCAUAUGGAAAUGGAGGAGCCCGAGGCAGAGGAAACAGCAGCCACCUAUUUUGAGCAAUCUGUGCUCUGGGUUCCUGGAGAGAAGCCAGUUGAAAAUAAAGAUUUUCUGAAGGAUUCCAAGAUGUUUGACCUCUGCAAAAACGUUACUGCAUACUGGAUCCAUCCAACCCUGCUAAGAGAUCCUGACAUUCUUGAUUUUGAAAAGGGAAGCGAGGAUCUGGUUCCUAGGGAUGAGCAAAACCAAGCAGAUGGUCAGCAGGAAAGCCGGUCCUCAAGCAAGGAAGAAAGUCAGGGCCCCAAACGCCAUGCUCGGCAGCUCACCGAAGAAGAUCUCCCAGUGAACGACUACACCGAGAACGGCCUCGAGUUCCAUCCCCUUUGGGAUGAGAGAGGAUACUGCUGUGCCCGCUGCCGUCGUGCCCACCGAUACUGCCGCAGGAUAUGUGAGCCGCUCCUAGGGUACUAUCCCUACCCUUACUGCUAUCAAGGAGGGCGGGUGAUCUGCCGUAUAAUCAUGCCUUGCAACUGGUGGAUAGCACGGAUGUUAGGGCGAGUGUAAGGACGCUCAGUCCCAAAGUAGUAGUAAUAAUCUGAGCACAGCACGAGAUCCAUUCUGACCAUCUCCCUGUAGACAUUUCUGGGCUUGUAAUUCUCUUAAAGACCAUUAGCACAAUGUAUGGGUAGAUUUCUGCUAGAGUCACUUGGGUGGCCUAGAUGCAAUUAUCUCCUGAUAAUUGCCUCUUUCUGCACUUUUCCAAAACUCUAUCCUUUUUGCAAGCCAUUUCUCCAGAUUAUAUUCUUCUGCGCCUUUGCCCCUCUUAUGCAUGAUUCGGUGUAAACUUUUCUGCAGUGUACUUGAACUGAUGCAUAUUUUUUGAGCAGUAAAAAUAUAGCACGGUCUAAGUGGAGGUUUUGGAUGCAAGCAUAGUCUAUUUUAGACUGGUUCACAAAUGGCAAACCAAGGUGGUCCCUAUAAAAAAUGAAAUUAAAGGCCAUCCAAGGUCUCCCGAUAUUGCCAAAGCUAGAAUCAAAUGUUGCAUCGUGUAGCUGAAAAAAAGGAAAUCUAUUCCUCCAGCAUGCUCCUCAAAAGCCACAAGAGGGCAUUCUUUAUCAAGAAAUAAACAGUAUUAGUUCAAUGUCAGAAGAGGAGCUAGAAGUACAAUCUGCCAAGUAUGCCCCAAACGGUGCUUUUGCGGCUUCAACAGGAUCCUUACUUUUUAACACACACCCCGAAAAAUGAAGAAAACCCCAGAGAUCUGCAAAUUAAUUUCAGCAACUCAGAGCAUAUGUCCCAAAUAUAUUCAAGCAGUCCUCGUUUAGCGACCACAAUUGGGACCGGCAAUGUGGUCAUUAAGCGAAGUGG